ACAGUUUAAAAGCAUGAUUUCAAUGAAUCACGUGUUGAAAAAAAUAACGAACAAUUUUUGAAUUUUAAAAUUGUAAACAAAAAUUGCCGAUGAAAUAUUAAGAAACCAAAACCCAUCAAUUUAUCUAUUAAAACAAUGGAGGAACUGCUAUGUUAUGUGAAAAAAUUGAAUAUCAAUAGUGAACUGUUGACCAGCUGUAACAUUAAUCUGUUGACAAUCAAUGAUAUUAAAGUUAUCAAAGAUUUACAAGAUGACUGGAAGUUGCAGAUUAAAAUAUCAAUCGAAUACGACAUUCUGUAUGACAAACUGUACAUUGGACCUUAUUAUGCAGUACCUGAUGACUAUAAGAAAAUGUUUCUUGUGCUGAGUUUCUGUAAGUCAAUAGGAAUCCUCAAAUCAGACAAGAAGGAAGUUCAGGAAUAUGUAAAAGCUAUAAAAAUUCUCGAUACAGCUUUAAUGAUUGGUUCUGGAUUGGAAGAAUGUGAUUUAUUGACUGAUUUUACACAGAAGGUUCAUGACUAUAUUGUUAAAAGCCACAAAGUUGACCUUGUUGACCGAAUUCCUGAAGAGCAGCUUCAAACAUCUCAAAAUGACUGUGAUAUUGAUUCAAUCAGCCAGCCAUCAAUCGAGCAUUUCAUGACAAAAUAUUUCAAUUUUCAUCAGCCGGUAAAAAUUUUGAAUUCAAUCCAUCAUUGGCCUGCAUUGUAUAAAUGGAAAGACAUGAAUUAUUUCAUGACACUAGCUGGAUAUCGAACAGUUCCAAUAGAAUUAGGAAGGACAUACGAUGACGAUGAAUGGGGACAAAAUCUAUAUAAAUUCGGAGAUUUUAUUAAACAAUACAUGAACAACAAAGAUCACGAACAAAAAGCAUAUUUAGCUCAGCAUGACUUAUUUGAUCAGAUUCCAGAAUUAUCAAAAGACUUUACCAUACCUGACUACUGUGCUAUAGGGAAUCAAGAUCCAGUUAUUAUAAAAUCAUGGAUUGGUCCAAAAAACACAAUCAGCACAAUGCAUACUGAUGAUAAGCACAACUUUUUAUGUCAAGUUGUAGGCGAAAAAUUGAUAAUUUUGGCAUCACCAAAAGAUUCUGAAAACUUAUAUCCAUAUGAAGGACUACUUAAUAACACAACACAAGUUGAUGUUGAGAAUUUAGAUUUUGAAAAGUUCCCAAACGUUAAGAAUGUAAAAUUCCAAAAGAUAAUCUUAAAAGCAGGUGAAACGCUUUACAUCCCUAAAUUACAUUGGCAUUAUGUGAGGUCAUUGACUCCAAGUAUUUCGAUAAGCUUUUGGUUCAAUUGUGAUGAAGACUGAGAAUUAAGCUGCUGCUAGAACUCUAAGAAAGAGUUGCUGGAUAAGUAUUUAUUUUUGAUUUUAAAAAACCAAAUUUAUGCUUCUUAUGGAUUCGAUUGUCGAUUGACCAAAACUAGCAGCACUAAGUCUUCAAAAGUUUAAGUCAUUAUAGCUUUUAAUGCGUCAAAACAAACAUAAAUUUAAAAGAAAGGACCUUUAUCUCAAAAUCUUAUCACUAAUUAAGCAUACUAGACUUUCGAGUCUACCUUUUCACUCUACAUUCAAAACUUUUUUUUAUCAUUCUGUAAUAAAUUUCUUUACGAAGCAGUUUUCAUUGUCUGACAUUUGUGAUAUCAAUACAUGUACAUUGAAGCUUAUGAGGAA
Molecule: messenger RNA, 1674 nt
Organism: Chironomus riparius
Lineage: Eukaryota; Metazoa; Arthropoda; Insecta; Diptera; Chironomidae
Source: the annotation of a GenBank genome assembly